Molecule: messenger RNA, 2067 nt
Organism: Penicillium macrosclerotiorum
Lineage: Eukaryota; Fungi; Ascomycota; Eurotiomycetes; Eurotiales; Aspergillaceae
Exons: 1
Coding region: 1-2067 (688 amino acids)
Cellular component (GO): cytoplasm; nucleus
Molecular function (GO): protein serine/threonine phosphatase activity
Source: RefSeq, a predicted model, not a curated record
AUGGGUAAUGCGCCUUCCAAGGGCAGGAAUGCUGCAGGCGAAUCGUUGGAGACUUUCUUCCAGAAAGAACCCCCUCGCUCGAAAAUUGCCUCGAAAAUUCUAGGCGCUCAAAGGGCUGACAGCCCUCGAAGCCCCAGAUUUGAACUCUCCGAUUCGAAGUAUUCGGGCAGCGAUAUUGAAAGGGAUGAUACGAAGUCAGUCAGGUCGAAGCGCGGCUAUUUUGAUGUUAGUGGACUCCUGGAAGGAGUCAAAGUCGACUCUGUGUCUGAAAAUGCCCUCGCGGCAACCGUUCCGGGUGAGAGCGCUCAGAAAGUGGGCGAGUCGAUUUUGGUCAAAAGAGAUAUCCCCCAGGUAUUGGAUUCCAUCCUCAAUACGCCAGUGCAAUCUUCUGGAUCUUCCAGUAUGAGUCCCCUGAAAUCCAUUGAUCUGGAUGAUAUGAUCUCGCGGCUGCUGAAUGCAGGACAUUCCACCAAAGUCACCAAGGGCGUCUGUCUAAACAAUGCAGAAAUCAGAGCCGUCUGCUCGGCGUCUCGAGAACUUCUACUCUCGCAGCCUGCUCUGGUAGAUCUAUCGCCUCCCGUAAAAAUUGUCGGCGAUAUCCACGGACAGUAUACGGACCUGAUUCGACUGUUUGACAUGGCUGGGUUCCCACCGACCUCAAAUUAUCUUUUUCUCGGGGGCUAUGUCAACCGGGGGACGCAGAGCCUGGAGACCAUUCUUCUAUUGUUGUGUUAUAAGCUUAAGUACCCCGAGAACUUUUUCCUACUCCGAGGCAACCAUGAGUGUGCUAAUGUCUCACGGGUAUUUGGGUUCUAUGACGAGUGUAAGCGCCGCUGCAACGUAAAGAUCUGGAAGACGUUUAUCGAUACCUUUAACUGCCUUCCGAUCGCUGCUAUUGUCGCUGAAAAAGUUUUCUGCGUUCACAGCGGGCUUUCUCCUAGGCUUUCAAACAUGGAUGAUAUUCGAGGCAUUGCUCGUCCUACCAAUAUUCCCGAUUACGGUCUAUUAAACGACCUCUUAUGGAGUGAUCCUGCUUAUAUAGAAGAGGAUUGGAAACCGAAAGACCGGGAUGUGAGUUGUUUAUUCGGUAAGAAGGCGAUAAUGGAAUUUUUGCAGCGCCAUGAUUUCGACUUGAUAUGCCGUGCGCACAUGGUGGUUGAGGACGGCUAUGAAUUUUAUGAGGACCGGCUGUUGGUGACGGUGUUCUCCGCGCCUAACUAUUGCGGUGAAUAUGAUAAUUGGGGCGCCGUCAUGUCGAUAUCGAUUGAUUUAACUUGCAGUUUUGAGCUAUUGCAGCCCCUGGACUCGACUACUCUACAAAAUCGCCUUAGGAAGGCGCCAAACACGCGGUUAAGUGACAUGAUCCCGUUCGAUGAAAAUAAAAAGAGCGACAAAGGACCAUACAAAAUCGAAAGCACUUCCAAAGAGAGUAUUGACAAAGAGGGCAAAUUCGAUCAAAUGCCAACAGCAGGGGCGUCAGAUACUAAAGCCUGGCUGCCUGAACCACCCGAAAUUCCCUCACCUGGUCUAUCGAGCAACUUGUACAAUGCAAUUUUGAGUCUGCUUCUUACGGUUGCCCAACGGAAGGCACACACCACCUAUUCGCGACGUCUACGUAGCGAGCUAGAGCGUCUUUUCCUCUGGGGAGAGGCCUUCUCCCUCCCGGAUGACGAAUUCGAUGAAGUCCUUUCCAAAUCGUCUGACCUUUAUCAGACUGUUCUCUGUACGCUCUACGAGCUUGGCAAAGUCAUCAAAGAGAAUCUACUCCAAGCUGUUGAUAGGACGAGCCAAUCAAAAGAACCGAUUGGCCCUGCCGAGACUGUCUUGGCCAAUCUGGCCCAUUCAGAUACGGCUCAACAUCUUCAAGGGCUCCUGGAGAAGGCAGCUCCCAUCGGGGGAGCGCCUAAGACUCUAGCUGAAAUUGAGAGUCUGUCGGAUUGUGAAUCUUUGCGGUAUGAUUUGGACGAGAUUUUGGACGACGUUGCAAUCUAUAUCGAUUGUCUCAUGGAUCUCUCCCUUGCCCUUGAGAGCCCCGUCGUGGACAUUGAGCCUGAUACUACCCAGUGA